GUCGUGAAACGCGUGAAGAGUAGUGAAAAUUUGAACGCAGACAUUCUGUCGCCAAAAGGGGGAUGUACUCUAGUUUUCGAAUCGUUGGGGCUGGUGUUGCUCGAUUCUGGCGCUGAGUGAGGCCCAACUCUUGCUAGUGAAUGUGAAUCGUGAAUUUAGGACUUGGGCUGCUUGAACACAUACACAUCGGCAGCAACGCGAACAACGUCUUCUCUCUCCACGGUUUAUUUGUGUGUUGGGGCCUCAAGCGCAAAAGGCAAAUAAAGAACCAGAGCGUUUCCGUUGUGUGAGUCAAUCUGUGACGUCACACGCGUGAAAUAUUCUAGCGCACACAUCGAUGCACGCGGGAUCGCGAAAGGGUUGCCGAUUUCAAUAACAUCUUGUUGACAUUUUAAAAGUAGUUUUAUUUAAAUUCUGAAUUGUGUGCUUAUACUUUCACUUAAAAUAAAGUUCUUCAAUUGCCUAUAGUAAAACAAUAACUAGCUUGAAGUUGUUAUUCUCAACAGUUAAGAAAAUAAUAAAUAUUUUGCCUAACCGUUUUUCAAGAACCUAUGGCUAAAUUUAAAAAUUGAAACUUGUUUUUAUGUGAUCUCUAACCUAUUAUGAAAAACAGACUAUUAAAUUCAAAAUUAUCACACAAAAAAAAAAUUAAUAUUUUCAUUUCCGGCAACCUUAUUCAAUCAUCUUUAGAGCGUUGCAUCAGUGUGAGUGUGUCCGAAGUUAAUAUUUUGAUGUAUUUAUUGGGAAUCGAAAGGAAAAUAUUGCAGUGCUGCCGCAGCGAGAAGAAGAGCGUGAAAUUUUUGUCACUUUGGUAGACGCUACCGAAUCCAGUUCUGGUCGUCGUGUGUCCUCCUUAGCUGGUUCAAUUCGUGGGGCCUGUAGAUUUUCGGGACUAAUUUGACGUUCGGGUUCCGGUCCGGUCCCUUUCGAAAAGCAGACUUCCGGUUUGCUCUGUGCCGAGUGAAAAGUGUUUUGUGGAGCGUUUGAAAUAACAAUAAAAAGUGAACCACAUUAUCAACGCGAUUGCUAGAAAAUCUUUCGGUACGGAUCGGCUCCUCUAGAGCCCCUGCUGAAGGAGGAGGCCAUUUCUCCGACAACCUUCAAAAGACAAAACCAACACACAUUGACUGAAUCCCGAUAGCUCGGGGAGUGAAGGAAGUGUCGAGCACGACAGGUUCAGCAGCAGGCGAUAGGAAGCAACAACUGUCUCGGAAGUAGCUCUCAUCACACAGCGCACAGGAAAUACAGAUUACUUCUUCGCCAUGGAUACUGAUGACGUGGAAUCCUCGAGCAGCAGCACGAUGUCCAGCCUGAACAGCCUGUUCUCGUUCACCAGUCCGGCGGUCAAGAAGCUGCUGGGCUGGAAGCAGGGCGACGAGGAGGAAAAGUGGGCCGAGAAAGCAGUGGACAGUUUGGUCAAGAAGCUGAAGAAGCGAAAGGGCGCCAUCGAAGAGCUGGAACGGGCCCUGUCCUGUCCCGGGCAGCCCUCCAAAUGUGUGACCAUCCCCCGAUCGCUGGAUGGACGAUUACAGGUAUCCCACCGCAAAGGCCUGCCGCAUGUGAUCUACUGUCGCGUCUGGCGUUGGCCAGAUCUCCAGAGUCACCAUGAGCUGAAGCCGAUCGAAACCUGUCAGUAUCCGUUUAGCGCCAAACAGAAGGAAGUUUGCAUCAACCCGUAUCACUACAAACGGGUGGAGAGUCCGGUUCUGCCACCGGUUUUGGUGCCACGGCACUCCGAGUUUGCUCCGGGUCAUUCGCUGUUGCCCUUCCAUCAGAUGAAUGAACCGAAUAUGCCCCACAACGUGAGCUACACCAAUUCCGGGUUCAAUAACUCCCACAUUGGUGGAGGCGGGGGUCCAAAUUCUCCCAUAUCUUCCCACAUGAGCCCGAAUAGUCCCAUUUCGUCGGUGUCCAGUCCGGGACCAAUCAAUUCCAAUCCACAAAGUCCGUACGGAUCAUUGCCAGAGACUCCACCUCCUGCUUACAGUCCACCGGAAGAUGGGAACAAUGUCGGAGGUAAUCAAGACAACAACCAGAUGGACACGAACCAGAUGCAUGGUGAAGUGGCCCCGGUAAGCUAUCAGGAACCUCCUUAUUGGGCUAGUAUAGCUUACUAUGAGCUGAACUGCCGCGUGGGCGAAGUUUUCCACUGUAACUCAACCUCCAUAAUCGUUGACGGCUUCACAAAUCCGUCGAACAAUUCGGAUCGCUUCUGCUUGGGACAGCUGAGCAACGUCAAUCGGAACAGCACAAUCGAAAACACCCGACGUCAUAUCGGAAAGGGAGUCCAUCUCUAUUACGUCGGUGGGGAAGUGUACGCCGAAUGUUUGUCGGAUUCGGCCAUUUUCGUGCAGAGCCGUAACUGUAACCAUCAUCACGGAUUCCACCCGAGUACGGUGUGCAAAAUACCGCCUGGUUGUUCGCUCAAAAUCUUCAACAACCAGGAGUUUGCCCAGCUGCUGUCCCAAUCGGUGAACCACGGAUUCGAGGCCGUCUACGAACUAACUAAGAUGUGCACGAUACGGAUGAGUUUCGUCAAGGGCUGGGGCGCCGAAUAUCACCGCCAGGAUGUGACGUCGACGCCAUGCUGGAUCGAGAUUCACCUACACGGCCCUCUGCAGUGGCUGGACAAAGUAUUGAUCCAGAUGGGAUCACCUCACAAUGCUAUCAGUUCGGUGUCGUAAGGAAAUGAGGAAAUUGUAUGGUUGCUGGUGUGAUUUUAAUCUAGAGCGUGUGACUGUUGUCUUCAUUUAGCGGAAUUUGCGUUAGUUUAGAGUACAAGUGUGAAACCCCCAUUUCUCUACUGUCCUGCUUCUGAAGGCCUUGACGAAUGUGAGUUAAAGUAGCAAGAAAUAUGUUAAUAUUAAGAUGAAGAUAUGCACCUAGAAAAACUCUGCCGUCUAUUGCAAACAUGAGUGUGGAGUGAAAGUUUUAGACAAGCUUAGCGUUUCUUUAGCAUGCAAUACAAAACGAUGCGAUUUUCCAUAAUGGUAAUCAUGCGGUUUGACUUCUUCAAUAUGCAACCCAAUAGAUUGUGAGUCAUUUCAACCGCAGAGCACUUUGUGGAUAGUAACGUAUACUAGAAUAAGCAAAAACAGUUUUUAAGCCUGCUAUUGAUUUCAUUUCUCCGCAAAUGUUCACACAAACAAAAUGUGAUUCGCUUACAUGAAAAAAAGUAUAAAUCAUAUGCAACAAUGGCACCGCGUUAUCCGAUUAAGUAUUUCAUAAAAGUGCAAUUAUUAUAGAAAAGAAUCAAAAUUACCGAUUUAUUAUUUUUACUGAACGUUAUGUUUCGAUCGCUGUUUUUUUAAUAUCUAGGAUCAAAUCAAAAUUUAACAUAGAUUUUAUUUUCCAACGAGCAUGGAUUUCGUUCUCAAAGAACCUAUUUUUAUUUGCUAAGUUUAUACUGUACCCCAGCCAAUUGAAACUGUCUUAAGCAAAAUGUGCCUCAUUAGUGCUGAUCAGUCUAUUAGAUUUGAAAUAGCAACGCCUUUUUUAACCUUUUGUCUAUCUCCACAAAUUUUAACUCGCUAGUCUCCUCUUACCGUGGCUUCAAAGCCAAAACGUUAUUCGUUCGAAUAAUAUUUCCAAGAAUGUUUUCAUCUCUUAUUCUCCUUAAAACCUUCAAAAACACUUCAUUACAAACACGUGUAUAAGAUUCUUAUUUGAGCAGCUUGUAAGAGGCUAGCGGCAUGAAAAAACUAACAGUUUCAAACAUUUUAAGAUAGUGAGGUGAUCUUUUACUUAAACAAUAGACACACGAAGUUGAAUUCACUAAGAACCAUAGUGUUAUAUACGGAGGCCUUCCAAUGAAUGAAAAAUUCAAGGAUACUUCUUUGAAGAUAUAGAAACUUUUAAACUGUGCCUAACGAAAGCAUACAACAGUGUUGCCAUACAGAUUUAUUUUACAAGGUACAUUUUUGUACGCGAUAUAUGCCUUAUUAUUACACGAUUCCAAUGCCGAGUGGUCUUAAGUGGUCCAGCAACGCUCUGGUCAUUUGUCUAGUACGCAUCUGACAUUUCGAAUGUGCUCUUUGAGGUUUUCUACAUCAGGAAAAAAAAUGUUUGAAUGCUAAACCACAACAGCCAAUUGAGUGCGAUUAAAAGUUUUUGAAGAAACAGUGCCUAUUACAUGUUUUUACCGCUUUUCAGAUUCACAUGUUUAAUUUUGAUAUUCAAAUGCAAACGUUAGAAGUAUGAAUGUUUCGAUGCAGUGUAUAAAUGUCUACGUAAAACAAAUCUAGAGCUAGUUAAAAUACAAAAAAAACCUUAUGGAUGUUUGUGUAUCAGAGGUAAAAAAAGAAAGAAAAUAAAAUAAAACAAUAAUACCAGAAGCAUACAAAACAGAACUCUAUUUUGCUCACUUAGUGAUAGGAAACAAAAAAAAAAACAUUAGGAAACUGAAACCGAUAACAGUACUGUUUUCGAUAUUGAAAAUAAAAAUCUAUUUUAAAAACAUGCCCACAUUUAGCUGAAACUUGAAACAUUACCGAUAUUUAGGUACACACUCCAGAACAAAACCAAUUCUAUAUCAUUCACAUUUAAGAAAGAGCGCGUAUGAGAAAUGGCAAGGUCAAAGUCAGAAGAUCCCCUAAAUGAAGUAAGCAAAACUGCAAUCAUCAAACAAACAUCAUUAUUUUGCGAUCUGGCAAACUAAUCGGAUUCGGCCGAAAUUGUGAGGCAACAAUUAUCCGACACAGUUGUCUUACUCUACAACAAUCCAAAAUUCUCAGAUAUAGAUUUAUGUGAAAAGGGGAAUAAAGGAAUACGAACAACUAGCUUGGUUAGCGCUAUAAGAUAGUAGUGUUCAAAGUUGCAAAAAGAGACAUUUUACUUGAUAAAGAAAUAAACACACAAACAAGUAACAACAAACAUACAUAUGUAUAUGACAGAUAGUUUUUGUGGAAGGAUCUAGCCGUUCAAAUAGAAAAAAAGACAGACGUCAAAGAUCAGAAACUUUACUUGAAAUCGUCUGCCUAGUAUAAGAGGCCGGUGUGUAAGAUUUUAGAAAGACAUGAUGUGCCUAUAGAAGUUCUUCAAAGUUUCAGGUCAAGAGCAAAUGCUAUUGAUAAAAUUUUUUUUCAACAAAAAAUCAAUACAAAUUGUUUCAAUAUAUAUUUAUUCUUUUGAAAUCUAAAUCUGUUUCUUUUUUUCAUUUCUUUUUUUUUCGUUUUACAACGUAUUCAAUUUUUAUACAUUGUAGGUAUUUACGAUCAAAUGAUAUUUUGUAUUUUUUUGGAUUUUUUUCUAUUGUCCAGUACCAAAAUAUCAGCUAACUAUUUUUGAAGGCACAUUUUGUCUCACCGAAUCAAUAAAAUCAAACGAAUGGCUAUAGAAGAAUAAAAUGGAAACUGCUAAAACUACUUACUUACUUUCGUGGCAUAUUAUUUUUAACACAAGUCGUGAAUCGAUUCAUUGCAACCUACAAGUAAAGUAAAACAAAUAUAUUGCUGUAUAAUAAACACUCAAGAGCAGAGAAAUCUUUAACCUUAAGGAUCUAGCAAAAAUCGUUAGUGGAAAAUGAGCAAAGAGACAAGUAACGGAAGUAAUUAUAGAAGAUAUUACCUAUUGAUAAAUGACACAUAUACAAACAAACAAACACAAAUACACACUCACUCACUCAUACGCUGACUACGGAAUCCAUCUUGAUCUCAUACGUGUUAGGUUUCCCCAUUUCAUACAAAACUUGUAUGUAAAUUUUGUUUGAAAUAUUACCUGAAAUUUUUUAUACUACUUCAAAGCCAGACUUCAACAGUUUCUUUAUUUUCGGCGCUAAAAAUCUAAAUUGAUCGAAAUGAUGAUAAAACUAAUCCUUAUUUUAAAAAUCCCGAACAUAUUAAAUUUUUCCACAAAACAGUUUUUGUACAAGUCGUAAUCGUAAAAACGGUAAACCGGAAACACACACUGGAGACAACCGAUGAUAUCGUUUCAUUGAAUGGGAAAUUUCAAACAAAAAGUGGAGGAUAAAAAUGAAGAUUCUGUAAAACUUCUGUGUAACUGAAAGGAAAAAAAAUAAAGAAGGAAUCGUCUUUGUGUUUACACAAAAAAUAACAACAGAGCGUUAAAUACACGGAAGGACAGACAGAGAGAAAUAAAAAUGAUAAGAUAUUGACAACCGAUUGCUGCAGCUGGCGAGGAAUGAUGAUGAUGGAGAGCGAAAUCCGAGAAACACACUAUAUCAUUUAAAAGUAAUUGAAACUCUACAUCGUAAGCAAAUGAUGGAAUAAAUCAAUAAAAAGUGUAAAAUGAUCCCGAA
Molecule: messenger RNA, 6256 nt
Organism: Uranotaenia lowii
Lineage: Eukaryota; Metazoa; Arthropoda; Insecta; Diptera; Culicidae
Product: protein mothers against dpp
Exons: 3
Coding region: 1263-2684 (473 amino acids)
Biological process (GO): cell differentiation; BMP signaling pathway; SMAD protein signal transduction
Cellular component (GO): heteromeric SMAD protein complex
Molecular function (GO): I-SMAD binding; DNA-binding transcription factor activity, RNA polymerase II-specific; RNA polymerase II cis-regulatory region sequence-specific DNA binding
Source: RefSeq, a predicted model, not a curated record